This is a messenger RNA of Aedes albopictus (Asian tiger mosquito), 408 nucleotides long. RefSeq names its product histone H3.3C-like. Gene Ontology annotation, molecular function: structural constituent of chromatin; protein heterodimerization activity; DNA binding. The transcript is spliced from 3 exons. Gene Ontology annotation, cellular component: nucleosome; nucleus. The record is from RefSeq and is a predicted model, not a curated record. Bases 1 to 408 code for a protein of 135 amino acids. Lineage: Eukaryota; Metazoa; Arthropoda; Insecta; Diptera; Culicidae.
AUGUCGCUGAAUUUCGCUCGUUGGUUCGAAAAUGGAGCACUGAAGGAGGAGUGUUUUUUUUUCUGGCUCGUGUUUGUUUGCUGCCGGGGCGGACGCUGCUUCAAUCGUCAUAAAGGAGGAAAAGCUCCCAGUAAGCAUCUGACCACGAAGGCCGCCCGCAAAAGUGUUCCCUCGACCGACGGAGUGAAGAAGCCACAUUGUUACCGGCCGGGAACGGCAAGGGGAACGGAUUUCAAGAUGGAUCUGUGCUUCCAAAGUGCCACCGUUGCUGCCCUGCAGGAAGCCAGCGAUACGUACCUGUUCGGAUUGCUCGAGGACACCAAUCUAUGUGCGACCAACACCAAGCACGGCACAAUCAUGUCGAAGGAUAUCCAACUGACCCGGCGGAUCCGUUGCGAGCGUACUUAA